Paramecium sonneborni is the source of this 1094-nucleotide messenger RNA. Lineage: Eukaryota; Ciliophora; Oligohymenophorea; Peniculida; Parameciidae. The record is from the annotation of a GenBank genome assembly.
AUGGGAUGUGGAGCUUCUAAACAGUAGCAUGAAAAAUUAAAGAGUUAUGUAAAUUAUAUUAAUGAGCAUAGAAAUUAAAAUUAGAAGAGUUAGGAUAAAUAAAUGAUUAGUUAGCAAAAUAGAUAGCAGAUUUAAGAGAUGUUAAAAAUAAAAGAAAACCUAUCUAUAUUAUUAAAGAUCAAGAGGUAUCACAAAUGUUAAUUAUUUUGAGAGGUGGAAGAAUUAACAUCUUAUAAGGAAGAACUUGAAAGGAAGUUUUUAUUGAUUGAAAAAGAAAUUACAAGACUCAAUAAAUAACUUCAAAUUUAAGCAAAAGUAGAACCAAAAAAAAAAAGAAAAACUACUAAACCUAUUGAUAUUGAUGAUAUUGCAGAUGAAGAAGAAUGGAAAAAAGUUUAUUAAAUUAUAUCUAAAAUAGAAUAUGAUGAAUGAUAAUGAUAUCACUAUUAAACCUUUUGAUGAUGCUUAACUUGAAAUUUAAUCAGAUAAUAUUCUUAAAAAGAACAUUCAUAAUAAUAGCUCUUAAAGUAAAUUUAUUUAUUUAACUAGGUGAUAUUUUGAUGUUAGAUUCAUAAUAAAAUAUUAAAAAAUAAAUUGCUAAUGCAGAAAAAAUUGAAGAAAUCAAUCAUUAAGAAUAAUAACAAUAAUUUUAAAGCUAAAAAAUUAUUAUUUAAAAUGAUCAAAUAAAUGAAUAAAAUAAUAUUGACAAUCAAUCCAAACAAUAAACUAAUUAAUAAGAUUUACAUAAAAUCAAGCUUACCAUCCAAGAAGCUUUAGGAUAAGAUUUAUAAGCAUAUAAUGAUGAAAUUAAAAAUAAAUUAUUUUCUCAAGAUUAAGGUAAUCAACCACAAUAAACCUUGAAAAACAGUGAAAUUGAAAUUUGUUUUAAUGAGUAAUCCUUAGAGUAAUUUGUAUAAAGUCCUGAAAGAAACAUUAGUACUCUUCCAAAAAAGACAAAAUAAAAUUAACCACAAACUUCUACUUAAGUUUAAAAUUAAUAAUAAUAAAAAGCAGAAAAAUAAUUAUUCUUCUCCAAAUAACGUCCUUCUGGAAAUGAUCAACAUAGAAAUUCUAAAUAUAAAUAUCAACUAUGA